GCUGCUGCACUCAAGGUCUGGCUAGACCUUUGCAGCAUGUGCUUAUGAUUAUGACACGGAGAAACGUCUCCAUUGACCCUCGGAGGUUGAUCUGUGGAUAUAUUUGCUGCAGCUCAACACAUGUAGACGCAAUGUUCCGCGCGCGAGGCCCAAUUUUCAGGGGUCACAGCUACAACCGCAAUCGUCAUCGCGAUGGCAAUCACAGCUGAUUUAGUCCGCAAUCGAGAAGGUAUUGAAUUAGAUCUGACCUUUCAGCUUGCUUCCAAUAGUAUGGAAGCCUUGAAAGCGUGUAUUACUGC
Molecule: messenger RNA, 299 nt
Organism: Protomyces lactucae-debilis
Lineage: Eukaryota; Fungi; Ascomycota; Taphrinomycetes; Taphrinales; Protomycetaceae
Exons: 1
Coding region: 45-209 (54 amino acids)
Source: RefSeq, a predicted model, not a curated record